AUUUGAAAAAGCAAAGUUGCCCGCCUGAUAACUCUAACUUCUCCAAAACUCUCCUUCAUCGGAGAAACUGCAUACACUGAGUGAACCCACCGAGUCAUUCAUAUCAAUCACUCCUCCAUAAGAAAACGAUGGUCAGAAACGACGCCGACGGCAAGUUAAAGUCUGCAAGAAGGAAGCCAUUGCGAAACAUCUCUAAUGGCGGCGUCAAAUCUUUGAAAUCUACGGCUAAGAAGAUGAAGUUUACGGAUAAAGAUCCUCAAAAUCAACACCAUACCAACAGCAAUGAAGAUCCUCUUGAUCGCCUUCUUUUGCUUCAUUCCGAAAUCUCCUCUACUUUUAGUCAGAUUGAUGAGCUUGUUGUUCAAGCUGUCAACGUUAAUGCCAUUGACAGUCAGAGGAUGAAAGAAAUCAAAUCAUUUACCUCAGUUUUGUCGGAUAUCCAUUCUUCACUUAAGCCGUGGAUUCCCAGACUUGGAAAGGCACUUGCAUCGUCUCACACGGAGCCUCAGAUUCAAAUUGCUGAGCCCUGUGUUGAAUCUCCACCCGUGGCUAAGCUAGGUGAUGAACAUGCAAUUGAUACUCCUAUGCCGACUAAGCAUGAAUCUCUAGUCUCCCCUUCUCCUCUUGUAUCUUGGCGUGCUACUGGCUGUCUAGAAGAGAGAGGUAAACAACUAUUUCUUCUCACUCCUCUGCUGAGGUCAAAAACUACAAUUUCCAAAACUCAUGCCUCUUCCAAGCUAACCACUCUUGACACGGUCUCCUCAAGCCUAAAUGCAAAAGAAAAAUCCAAUUGUGAAAAGGUUGAAGUUAUUUCUGAAAGUCUGGAUACAACAUCAGAUGUAGGCUUGGUGUCUACUCGGAAAGAGGCAGUUGGUGACUCCUCCGCAGUAUUGAGUACCCCAUGCCUCAAAAACCCACCUUCAAGAAACUAUGUUUUUCACGAACCUAGCCAUAAUAUUUCCUACAAAACGAUUACUAAAUCCCAUAAAUCAACGCCAUUUCCAAUCGGAAACAAAACUUUGUAUGAUUCAACGGAUUCUGAGACAUCCAGCGGUCAGGUUCCAAAGAAGCUAGGCUUGAAGUUUCCUGAGUUGAUUGGAAUAAACACCUCAUAUUUGUCGAAAAAUGGAACCAGAGCAUUAGAUGCUUCACCGGCAUGGAUGAUGUCGCCACCUAAAUGUUGUACAUUGCUUGAACCACGUGAUGAGAAAAAACCAAAACUCGGCACUGAUUUGCAAGAACUACCAAAUACUUUCAAUCAGCGAUUAUGCCUUGCUCGUACAGAAAGCAACAUCAAUGAUGAUAAGCAAGAUAAAGAAAACAAGAAAGUAUGCUUGCCAGUUAUUAUCUUCGCUGCAGGCAACAGUAAGAGCAACAUCACAAUGGUAGCGAGCACUCCUUUGUGGAAGGGGUCUGCAAGCACGAUUUGCAGAAGUAAGCGGCCUGCUGGUGAGAAUACUUUGAAGAGGGAGCUGUGGGAGAGGUUUGAAGCUGCAUCAACUGAUGGGUAUCGUCUAAAUUUCGGAGUAUUUAAUGAUGAUUGUCAGAAAGGAUUCCUAGAGAGGUUAGAGGAAGCUUCAGAUGAUGAGUCUAAUAAGCAUUCUGAUGCCCGUAGGUGAUCAGUAAUAGCAUUAGAAUGCUCAGUGCAAGAAUUUGUUUUGUAAGCGGUGGAUUUUCCUGUUGCAUUCAAGUUAAAUUCAAAGCCACCAAAGGUGUAUUUUGCUUACCAUAUUCAUAACGAGUAACGACCAUCUUUUUCUGCUUGUUUUAUUUUGCCUUUUGAAGUAAAAGGGAAUCUUAUAACAGCCAAAAAGUACACUACCUAAUUUGGACAACAACACUUCUGUAUGAGAUUUAUCUCACGAUAAGACGGAUUUAUAGGAUCUAAUAGGGAUAAUUUUAUCACGAGAGUAUCUUAUUUAAGAAAUUGUGUUUGGAUGAAUCUUAAAAUCCA
Messenger RNA from Amaranthus tricolor (Joseph's coat), 1954 nucleotides. RefSeq lists its product as uncharacterized. Lineage: Eukaryota; Viridiplantae; Streptophyta; Magnoliopsida; Caryophyllales; Amaranthaceae. The record is from RefSeq and is a predicted model, not a curated record. The transcript is spliced from 4 exons. Bases 129 to 1619 code for a protein of 496 amino acids.